Messenger RNA from Rhopilema esculentum, 5573 nucleotides. RefSeq lists its product as uncharacterized. NCBI's taxonomy places the organism in Eukaryota, Metazoa, Cnidaria, Scyphozoa, Rhizostomeae, Rhizostomatidae. The record is from RefSeq and is a predicted model, not a curated record.
UUUAGUAGGAAAGAUGAAGGGACUGUUCCAACACUUUUGGUGGUCAUUGUAGGUUUAUGUUAAAGUCCUUGGUUUUCCACGCUAAAUUACUUGACGGAGUUUCAUAAAUUUCACAAAAAUUCGUUUUCCUAACUCUCUUACCUAAUUUCGUGAAUUUUUUGUAAGCAAGUACUAAGAUUUCAAAUAGAUUUUGAAAUAAAAAUUUAAGAUUAUGUUUUGCGGUUGACUGCAAAAAAGUACUUAAAUGCUCACUUGCAUAAGAAUUUUCCCUGAGAAAAUGAUGCCGAAUAAUUUUUUCUAGCUUCUAAAAAAAAUUACAAAGAUAUAUACGUAAGGUUAAACAAUAAGAGUACAUUGCAAAAUGAAGCAGUACACCGGUUGAAAGGAUUGCACCGAAACUGAGCAAAUUGUUUUAGUCAGUGUAAGUUCUUUUCCUGACAAGAUGGCAAUUAUUUUUUAUUGACAGGUAACCACGGGGUGAGUCCAUCAUUUGCUUGCAAGAAAAAGUAUGUUUGCAAGCAGACGUAGGUUGGUAAGAUAUCGUAUGUUUGUAAGAAAACGCAUGUUUGUAAGCAAAAGUUCGUUUGUAAGUUGUGAUCGAAGGUAUGAUUGUAAAAAUGUAAUGGAAAAGGAAACGUCCUCAUGCAUGUAAUCAGGAUCUUGAGAGUGCAUUUCAGUGUUCAAAUAGGACUCUACAAAAAGUUACCAUUAUGUUUUGACAAUCAGAAUAUGUCCUUGAACGCGUCUGAUGUCGUAAAUGAUACAUGAAAUGAGCAAAAAUAUAACGCUUUUCAGCCCGUCGUUUGCCUAGUUCUUUGCAUUUGGUGUUGGUAGUUGACCCUACGUUAAAAGUUAGCUUCAUGAUAAAUAUGGUAAUAUUCACAUUUUGGUGAAGAAAUAUCGCCAAUUGUGCUGAACAUUGUUAUGGUUGUGAAUUCUGAUUGAUUAUGACUGGUUUUUUUCCUUUUUUUAACGGCUUGUGAGAUUCGGAAAUUACGCAUAAAUUAAUUUUGGUAAAAAUAAUUUGCGUGUUUAUCAAAACCAUUUUCAAAUUUUGUAUCAUCAAAAAGUUGUAAAAUAAAAUCUAUGCAAAAUUCUUCGCUUGGUGACAAUUGAGCUUAUGGGAAACGCAAAAUGUCUGAUGCGCUUGAGUGACGUUCUUUGUGACGUGUUACAAACGUUGGGUUGUGAAAGGUAUUAGACGACUAAUUGUUAAUUGAUGACGCAACUCGUCACCAGUCCUUUUAUAAAAACAAUAUAUUUUCUGGCGAUUAACUACCAGACUGAGUUUCAAGCAGUAGAUGCUGUUAAUUAUCAGGUUAGUUGUUUUAAAUCAAUCUUUUAACAUUCUAUCGAUAUUUUGAAUUCUUGCUUGAACUUUCCUUUUAACACGUUGAAGCAUUAAAUGGUAUGCCACGUUACUUCAGAGAAACGCGACUUUGUGUAUUACAAGGCCUAAUUGAGCUUUAAGACUAAGAUACGCUUACAAGAAAAGGGGUUUUAGCACUUCUAGUUAUUUUUAUCCUCAACAUUAUGCGAAAUAUUUUAAGUAUAUAGAUAUUUCUCCCGAUCGAGAUUUCUUGUACUUUGGCAAUAUUUUCACUCGCUACAUUGACUUGAUAACGGGUUACUCUUGAAACGUCGUUUUCUUUAUUUCGCUUAUUUUCAUCGUACAAUAUCAAGUUAUUUUAAAGUCAUAUUGUUGCAUUAUAUUGUAAGACACACAAGUUGGUAUAUUUAUGGAGACUACUUUGAGAUAGGUAUCUUGUGGUAGACGGGUGCAAUCAUUUUUGAACUUCCUUAAAAUUAUGUUAUCAUUUGAUCACGACUCUGAAGAUGCUGUGGAUAAAACUGCAAUGACUGGAAAAACAGACAGACGAGUAACAAUUACUACUAGCCAUCCAACUGACGAGAAGAAACAAAAAGGUUUGUUGGACAGCAAGCACAGGUCACAAUCGCUGGCAUUACGUCAUCAUAACUCACCGAAGCAGUCCUUACUUGGCAGUCUUAAUGAGGACAGAUUCUCUGAAGAUUUUGAAGAGGCAAAUAGCGAAAGAGAAACCUCACGAAGUUUCAGAGGAUUAUCAAAACACUUAGAUGAGAAUGGUUCGGUGAACUUUGCAGAGGAAGAGUAUGAUGAAGAGCUGGAUUAUCAUGGAUUUGACAAGGAGCUUGUGGACUGGUCUCAACAUCUGCAGAGGAUCCAUGCGAAAAAGGCAGAAAAAAAAUGUGAGAGAACUCCAAUGGGUGAAUAUAUCAUACCACAAGAUGGCAAACCGUUGACGCAGCAAGCACUUGCUACACCAGGACCAUCCGACUACAGUCCCAAAGUAGGACUAAGCAAGCCUUCAGCUCCACAUUACUCUAUUGUGGGUAAAACCAAACAUAACCAAGAACAAAACUUUCCUGGUCCUAGCAAAUACCAAACAGGCACUGACCUAAUUUGGAAAAACAAAACAAUAACUGUGAAAGGUAAAGGCACUAUGGUUAGCGUGAAACAAGAUAGAGGAGACUGGGACGAGUCCGUUGGUCCUGCUACUUACUACGUCAAACAUGGAAAUCUCGGUUCCGCUGCGCCAAAGCACGCCAUCGGCAUGAAAGGGGUUUUCUGUAGUGGUCCGCCGGAUUCGCUCGUUCAACCAGUUGAUACACGAGGCUUUAGUACGCCAGGUCCUGCCGAAUACCACCCAAAACUAGCUUAUUGGGGUGACAGAAUGGAAAAGUCCUUUGGAUUAUCACCGAAGAAAAGAGAACCAAAAUCUUUACCAGGCCCAGCAGAGUACAAUAUAUCCAGAGAUCGAACUCAUGGUCCAUCAUAUUCAUUUGGCACAAGACUCAAGGAAAACAUCGUUACAGGAUCACAUACACCGGGGCCUGGUGCCUACCAAAUCGGAACGACAAUCGGAAAAUCCGUGGCAAAAUCAAUAGCUGGACGCCAGAUCUUCAAAAACAAUGACAACCGCCCAAGCCCAAAUACGUAUAUACUGCCUAGUUCAUUUGGCAAGACUAAUAUGCUCACGAUGACUUAUCGUCCCUUUGAAACUGCCGUGGAAGCCAGUCCAGGCCCGGCGGAGUAUGAGCCAAGAAACGAGAAUCUGCGCAAAGGGCCUGAAUUCACCUGCGGGCGCCGUUGUCGGUUGAGUUACCCUGAUGUCUUGCAUCACUGGGAUCAAGCUCGCAAUUUAAACCCAGAUGUCAGUCCACUCUCAUACAAUCCAAACCGCGACUUUUCCAAGAACGAUAAGCCCACCUACUCUAUCGGAAAAAGAUUUAAGGAAAAAAAUGCGGACAGUCCCGGACCAGCAUCCUAUAACGUAAGUGUCGCCAAACAGCAAAAGGGAACAAAACAACCUUCCUUUUCAAUAGGAAAGAGAAUCGAGAAGAAUAUUGUCAAAGAUGGACCAGGGCCAGCUGCGUAUUAUCCGGAACCGAAAAUUAAUGGACCAAGCUACAGCAUGAGUGGAUGGAAUGUGAAAAAACGAGUAAUAUCGAGUUACCCGGCUGCAAACGCGUACACUGUUGGAAGCAAUCAAACACGAAAAGGUUUGGGUAAAGGACCAUCCGUGACCCUAAAAGGAAGGCCUAGUCCAUUUCUUUAUUCUGGAUUUAGUAGGCCAAUACAAGCAUGAAGAAUCCGCUCAGAAUAUUUUUGUUAAGAAACAGAUAUAUUAUCUUUAAACUUUGAGUUGGAAUGAAACCUGCUAUGGCAUUAUUUGUUAAAAAUGAGAACUGGCAUGACAAAAUGAUGUUAUUUCUGGUACAAAGUAUUUCUUGAGUUAUGUCACAUGUUGAGAAAUUGACCUAAUAAAUUAUUAAUUUAAACAAUAUUAAAUGACCGACGAACUGAAUUCUCUUUAAAAUGUUUAUAAUCUUUGGAAAAGAGAGCAGUCAGAUGAAUUAAUUGUUUCGCUUUUGCAAACUUCUAAAUGUUCUGCGAAAUGGAACAGGAGAAACGGGACAAGGUGUCAAAGCAAGGCAUAUACGGAACAGUUUAUUGUAUACACGACUUUAGUUGAUGUCUUUGUGCAAGUUGUUUCUUUGCUCCUAUCCAGAACUUUUUAUUUCUUAUUACAAAAUGUAUUGGACCGACCCUUAGUUUAUAUUCUCUCCAAACAAACUUGGUAAUGCCUUUUCUCCAUUUUAUUGAGUAGACUUAAUAGGCAGAUUUAGAAAUUCCCCUUUUUGACAUUUUUAUGUGCCUAAAAUCGUGAAGCUAGAGAUAUUUUUCUAAGUUAGUUAAAUUAUGACGUAAAUCUGACGUCAUUCGGGUCACUCUUUAAGUUUCUCAGAAUGCAAAUAAGAAGCUCUCGACGAUUGUUUGCCAAUAGUGCGUAUAGUGAACUAAUCAGUUCGAAGCAAAUACUCGAAAAACAGCCGAAGCACUAGGCCAAAGUCAAUUAACAUUGAUGGGCAAUAAAUGAAAAAGGCGCAAAAUGAUCAAAACAAACUAGAAUCAUGGUAUGAAUUUAAACAGGUCGUAUGGAAAUUAACUCAACACGAUAAUUUUACUUGUUACAACCCAGUGGUUGCUUUCGCAAGCUACUUUAAGGCCCUUUUGACUGUAUAUGAUUCUCGAGUAAGCAAGCAGCUCACAGCGAAAGAGAGACGAACAUUGUUCGCUAUAGUGUGAUCAAUUACAUUCGUUUUUUCUGUUUUCCUCAGAAAGGGCAACUAUUUAGCCUAAAAACCUAAUGCAUUCCUCAAUUUUGCAAUUGAAACCGUCCUAUCAUGCUCUAUACAACAGUGAAGUCAUAUUUUAUCUCAUUUGACACGAGAGGCACUUCAAAAGAGGGUCCAUUGGUGUAUUCCAGCGACGUGGAGUGUUUGUAAGCUAGAAACCUUCGACUCAUGGGUCGCAUUACGAAUUUUGGCCAUUUUGGUAGCGUUGUAUUUGCAUUUAUCAGAAUAGAAACGGAUUAAAAGAUAGGAGUUCAGAGCGUGAUAUUGGAAAAAUGCGAUUCGGCAAUUUCAACAAAUUUCAACAAAAAAACUAGUGGCAUUAUACAGCUCACGUACUCAGCCGCAUAUGUCCAGCAGUUUUCGAGACAGCUGUUUCUUCACAUCCCAAAAGAUGCCGCUAAUUGCAUUGAUGCCGCUCCGCUUUCCAGAUGUUUCGUUCUCCAGUUCUCUGACCGAAAAUAGACAUAACGUAAAAACUGACAUCAAAAUACCUGACCUAGAUUAACUGUGACAAAAAUAAAAAUUUCGUCGUUUCAAGUGGUAUUGAAUGCCCUUUGAUUUUGAUUAUGACAUCAGGCCGUAACUGAGUCAAAAAUUAUCCGUAUUGCAAAACGUUUUCAUUUCUGAAAAAUAAUGAAUGAUAAGUGAAGGCUUCUGUAGAUUAACAUUUCAAUUCGUCCCGCUCACUGUCGGCGCAAAAAGUUCUACAGCAUGGCAGUAUCGACGCAAGACAAUCCUGAUCCUUGGCAAUGGCGGCACAAGCUACUAGGCCAUGUCUAUUUAACUGUGGGGACAAACAAAUUUAGGCCAUGCCAAAUUUACUACCAAAAAACGCCAUUUCACCAACAGGGAGUGCAAAUUUUACUAAUAGGUGGCGCCCAUUAAUCAUUUUU